AUGGCCGCUCUUUGUACAGGGAUUCACUGCUCUGGGGAAAUCUGCGCCAAACAAGAAGGCGAUAGCAAACGCAAAUCCGUGAAAUCUGAAGUAUCUGCAAGGCCUGAGCGAGUAAAGCAGCCGAAGGAGGUUGAUGUUGGAAGAAAGGAAGAAGAAGAAAGAGGUGAAGCUCAAGGCAAGCAGAGAGAGAGAGAAAAAAGGGAGGCGGGCAGUCAAACAACACUGAAAGCGAAGAGACUCCCAGCCUCUUCUUUUUUUCAGCACUAUAUAGACGAAGCUGCUAUGCUUGAAUUCUUCUUCUCUCGUUUAAAAUAUAGGAGACGCUGA
Messenger RNA from Trichophyton verrucosum HKI 0517, 327 nucleotides. RefSeq lists its product as uncharacterized. The record is from RefSeq and is a predicted model, not a curated record. The transcript has a single exon. Bases 1 to 327 code for a protein of 108 amino acids. Lineage: Eukaryota; Fungi; Ascomycota; Eurotiomycetes; Onygenales; Arthrodermataceae.